AUGGAGUGUUUGCACGGAAAAACUGCUUCCAAUUCAACUACAGACAAGGGUUCCUUUUGGUUUUGUGGACAGAAGCCCAGCUGUGGAUUUCUAUGUACAGAAGAGGACGGUUAUCUGUUCCAGACAGCUCUGACAGCUUGGAGAGCCACAGGUUUGACGCAACCAAUAUGUGAGAGUCACCAAAAGCCCGCGAAGUUUCGUGUAGUUAAAGACAUGCUGAAAAAGUCUUAUGGGCGACCGUAUUUUACGUGUGCAAGUCGGGAGAAUCCUUGCAAUUUGAUGAAUGCUGUGAUUAUUGAAGGAGAAAUGUCCAGGCUGUGA
Molecule: messenger RNA, 321 nt
Organism: Paramuricea clavata
Lineage: Eukaryota; Metazoa; Cnidaria; Anthozoa; Malacalcyonacea; Plexauridae
Source: the annotation of a GenBank genome assembly